This is a messenger RNA of Hibiscus syriacus, 870 nucleotides long. RefSeq names its product rhodanese-like domain-containing protein 10. The transcript has 2 exons. Gene Ontology annotation, cellular component: chloroplast. The record is from RefSeq and is a predicted model, not a curated record. Bases 35 to 694 code for a protein of 219 amino acids. Lineage: Eukaryota; Viridiplantae; Streptophyta; Magnoliopsida; Malvales; Malvaceae.
ACACGGCUGAUAUUUUUUAGGAUAGGGAACAAAAAUGGCAGUUCAACUGAACCACUUCCGGUCAUCCUUGCUGAAGCAAGAGAAGCAACCGAAACCACCUUUGUUCACGUCCUAUAAAACCAGAACCAUUAGACUCAACACCGCGGCUUCAAGCAGCGUCCAACAGCUAAUUCAGUCGGGUGAAGUGAAACCCAUACUGCCGAAGGACGCAGCAACAGCCCUGAACUCCGACGGCUUCAAGUUGCUGGACAUUAGACCGCAGUGGGAGCGAGUAAAAGGAUAUGUUAAAGGGUCACUUCACGUGCCACUCUUCGUCAAGGACACGGACAAUAGCCCCAUUACUCUUUUGAAGAAAUGGGUUCAUUUUGGGUACAUUGGCUUGUGGACUGGCCAAAACUUCACCAUGAUUAACCCUGAUUUCAUCCAAGAGGUUGAUGCCGCUGUCUCCGACAACAAGGAUGCUAAGCUGCUCGUGGCUUGCGGUGAAGGUCUAAGGUCUAUGAUGGCCACUUCGAAGCUAUACGACGGAGGAUAUAAGAACUUGGGGUGGUUGGCCGGCGGAUUCAAUCGUUCUGCAGAUAGUGAUUUCCCGGAAGUGGAAGGGCCUGAGAAGUUGAAGUACGCUACGAUUGGGGGUGUUUCGUAUUACUUUCUGAAAUUGCUCCUCCUCUUGCAAGCUGUGGGCAAAGAGUAAUUGGAUUGCUACUUGGGGGUGUUUCGUAUUACUUUCUCUUGUUUUCAUUUGGAUAGAACGAAAUUGAGGUAGCCAUUUCCCACUUUUAGUUCACAUAAACAGGCUGAUAUUUAGCAAUGCUCCCGUCCCAGUGUCUAUUACGAGUCGAUGUUUUUCAAUUUACUUUUUCUAAAUAU